This is a messenger RNA of Stegastes partitus (bicolor damselfish), 1821 nucleotides long. Its product is annotated as nuclear factor 1 A-type-like. The record is from RefSeq and is a predicted model, not a curated record. The transcript has 3 exons. Lineage: Eukaryota; Metazoa; Chordata; Actinopteri; Pomacentridae. Gene Ontology annotation, molecular function: RNA polymerase II cis-regulatory region sequence-specific DNA binding; DNA-binding transcription factor activity, RNA polymerase II-specific. Gene Ontology annotation, biological process: regulation of transcription by RNA polymerase II. Gene Ontology annotation, cellular component: nucleus. The coding region runs from base 618 to 1229 and encodes 203 amino acids.
AACGGAAAGCAGCUGUCGGUGGUUGUAGAGGCGAGGCGGCCGUCUGGCAGCUCAGGGAUCCCGUCCUGCCGAUCUUCCUGCUUCGUUUCGGGGUUCUUUCCCGGGACUCCUCCGCUGCGGCUGCACCGCCGCCCUCCGUCCCGAGCACCGAGGAGCCGCACCGCCGCACGCCGGCCACAGCGCACCGCAGGUCGGGUGGACAUGUUGCCGAGGUCCGCCUCUCGCCGCGGCUCUCCGGAGCUUUGAGAUGCAGUUUCGGGACGUUUGGGAUCUCCGCACCGCUCCAGCACCGACUGCCCCCCGCCGCUCCGCCGCUGCCUAACGGGACUUUUCUCUUGUUGCCGGAGAUGGUGUUCGUGUCUGGGCGGAAAGUUGCGCGCUCCCCGGCGGAGGGCCUCUAACAGGUCCGGACCGAGGAGCCGAGCGGGGGCAAAGUUCAGCGGCUGGAAAUGUGAAGGCGAGGCGGCAGAAGGAGGGUCCCGCUGCCCCUCUCCGGCUUUUUCUCUUCUUUCUGGUCUCACUGUACACGCGCGGCCGCUGCGCACACGCACGCGCACUCAGGCUGGAGUUACAGUAACACACACGCACACACACACGCACAGCCUCCAGAGGACAGCAUGUAUUCUCCGCUGUGUCUAACGCAGGAUGAAUUCCAUCCUUUCAUCGAAGCGCUGCUGCCCCACGUCCGGGCCUUCGCCUACACCUGGUUCAACCUGCAGGCCCGCAAGAGGAAGUACUUCAAGAAGCACGAGAAGCGCAUGUCGAAGGAGGAGGAGCGCGCCGUGAAGGACGAGCUGCUCAGCGAGAAGCCCGAAGUCAAGCAGAAGUGGGCGUCGCGCCUCCUGGCCAAGCUGCGAAAGGACAUCCGGCCCGAGUUCAGGGAGGACUUUGUUCUGACGGUGACGGGGAAGAAGCCGCCGUGCUGCGUCCUGUCCAACCCCGACCAGAAGGGCAAGAUGAGGAGGAUCGACUGCCUGCGCCAGGCGGACAAGGUGUGGAGGCUGGACCUGGUCAUGGUGAUUUUAUUCAAAGGGAUUCCCCUCGAAAGUACUGACGGCGAGAGGCUGGUAAAGUCUCCUCAGUGUUCGAACCCCAGCCUGUGCGUGCAGCCACACCACAUUGGAGUUUCAGUCAAGGAGCUGGAUCUGUACCUGGCCUACUUCGUCCACGCAGGAAGUGAGCAGACAGACACUUCCCUCAGAAGUCUUUCUCUGAGAUUCUCCACUUAAGAAAAGUUGAAGAAACUAUGAACUGAUGUUUCUCCAUGAAGUCGCUGAUGAUGAUCAGAUGAUCCUGAAACGGCUGAUUGGUGAUGUGAGUUGAGUCGAACGAACAGUUUGAAUAAGUUUAACAUGUCAGUGAGAACACGUCCAUGUAGCUGUUAUAAGCCUGAAUUAAAGAUAGAACUGAUCCACAUCUGGACUCACUGCUGCUGUUUGGGUCACAGUGAUGGAACAGGUUUCACCUUUCUGUCGACACUUUAAUGAGGUUUUCCUGUAACAAAACCUGUAAAUAUCUAUUUAUGAACUCUGUUCCAACAUCUGGCACACAUGUUAUUAGAAAUUUAAAGCUGAGCUUUAAAGUAUAACGUAAAGUGGAAGUACUCGAGUAAAACUACUUUCCUCUAGGUUUAACUUUAACUCCUGUAUUUCUUGUCUGUUGACUCAGUGGUUAAACUGCAGCGAUGCGUUCAGGGUCUCAGACGUCCAGCUGUUGCUCCAACCAAAACUACACCAACUCAGACCACCUGUGUGUGUGUGUGUGUGUGUUUGUGUGUGUGUGUGUGUGUGUGUGUGACCCAGUUCUCUUCGUCCUCCUGAG